AGCAGUUUUUUUUGUUUGGUUUGUGAGGAAAAGAGAGUGAUGGAUGGGGGGCAGGGGUGUUGGGCAAGGCCUAGAUUGAACACCCCGACUGGUAAUAUAUGCGGCCCUAUUGUGGUGAAUCAAUGCACCGUGCAAUAAUGGGGGCUAAGGAGGGCAAGGCUGUAGGGGAGCUAUGACGAGAUGUCUUCUGCUUCAUGGUGUGUGCCCCCCUCACUAAGAAACACACCCAGGACCAUGCAGUGUCAACUAGAAGAAACAAACUGCUUCUUCCAUUGAUAUCUUGGUUGUUAUUUUCGUUACUAAGAAGCUUGCCAGGCACAAGAGACCAAGGACAAACAAAUGUGAAGACUCAAUAUUUUUGUUGCAUUUUGUGGGACAGGAAUGCAGUGAUACUGGGCUUCUUCUGCUGACAUGCUGCGGUAAAGGUUUACGUUGUUAUAUGAACGUACGUGUGUUGCGUUUCUCUCACUCUGAGAGCUGUAAAAUGUAAAUUCUGUGGUCUUGUGAUCUGCACGGAUGAACUGAGAUAGGAUGUGACCUAGUGACUCCAUCUCCAAGACAUGAUGUCACAGGACAGAGGAAGAAUUUGGCAAGGGAGUGGGAAGCAUAAGCACCGGUUAAUCCUUGCUUAUCUUCUCCUCCUGGCUUCACCGUGCAUGGGCUUCCUCCCAAACUUUUGGUCUCGAGUGUUAACGUUGUCCUGGGGCUCGCGCACACACCAGUGUAUCACAGAGCAAUCUAUUCUCAAUGUCACCCUGGAGACUCUGAGGGGCACUAAUAAACACCACAGAAACCAUGCAAGGGAACAGACUAGACUGGGACGUUGCUUCUGGAGAGCGGUGGGAGAGGUGGUGAAGUCCAAUGUGGCCAUGGAUUUCCUGAGCUCCACCAGGUCCAAUCCCAUCUAUCACUUUGAUUCAGAGCGCAUUGACAGCUCCAUGGUCAUGUUACGGCAGUUCUGGGUUCAGACUCUGCUCUCAAUACGAGCCAAAGAGUACCAAAGUGCUCGUCACAGCUUGGGUCAGCUAUUUCACUCCCUGCAGGAUUUCUACAGCCACAGUAACUGGGUUGAGAUGGGCCAGCGCUUCAUUUACCUCCACCUGCUGCAUCCAGAGGAGCCUGCCAUCCCCGUGGCUAAAGAAGACACUCCUACCUGUAUGGAGUGCUUCAGUAUCACCUGUCGAGACAAUCUCCUACCAAGACUGACAAACACACAGCAAGACUCCACGUUACUCACCACUGGCUACUUCAGCACUUUCCCUCCAAAACCUCAAGGCAAGUGUAGUCAUGGAGGUAUUCUGGACAGUAGCCGCUAUAUGGGGGCCAAAGGAGGCAUCAAUAAGGACAGCACCUCACCUCUCUUCUCCCCUCACCAUUACCUGCAUGUGGAAGCAGCCACUUUGGCUACUGAGGCCACCCUGAGUGUACUAAGAGAUCUCAGAGACACUGUGGGCCAUAAAACCUUCCUCAGGCUCUUUAGUGUGAAGCAGGCCCCUGCAUUGGUGUUUGUCAUGGACACGACAGGCAGCAUGUUUGAGGAGAUUUCUGCUGCUCGCUUUCGUGCCCACUCCAUCAUCCAGAGCCGAGCCAACAGCCCUGGGCAGCCUGGCACAUUUCUACUUGUGCCCUUCCAUGACCCAGAGGUAGGACCAGUGCAGGAGACCGAUGAUCCAAACCAGUUCAUGCAGUUCUUGGAGAACCUGAUGGCACUGGGUGGAGGAGACGAACCAGAGAUGUGCCUGUCUGCAGUACAGCUGGCACUCACUCACAGUCCACCACUGUCAGAGAUCUUUGUAUUCACUGAUGCUUCCCCUAAAGACAUCCACUUGUUUGAUGCAGUGAAGGCCCUUGCACUCGAGAAACAGAGCAAGGUGACAUUUCUUCUAACUGAAGACCCCAACUAUACAACAAAGAACAAAUGGGGGAGGAGAAAGAGGAGGAGGGAGACUUUGUCGCCUGAUCGUUUCUCUCUCUACUCGUCCCUGUCCUCCCUGUCAGGGGGACUGACAAUAUUCACGACCAACUCUGACAUCCUUGAUGUCUCUAGCAUAGUGGAGGAUAACACAGCUACAGACAAGGUGACACUCCUCCAUGUGGAAAGUGACCAAGAAUUAAUGUCGUCCCAUUCCUUCAGAGUUGACAGCUCAGUAAAAAAUGUCACAUUACACGUCACUGGCAUCCUGAUAGAGUGUAUAAUUACUAGUCCAUCAGACCUAAGCCAGUCUCUCCUGAGUCAGCAAGGCCCUCUGGCAGAGUUAAAGUCCUUCAAGGGUCUGUACCGCAUCAGCCUGCUCUCUCCUAUACAGCCAGGCCAAUGGAAACUCCAAGCCAAGAGUGACGGACACCUCACAUUCAAUGUAAUAGGUGACAGCAGUGUGGAUUUCCUGUAUUACUUUGCCACAGUAACCAAUGAGACACAUCCAGGUCUGGCCAGAAUGGAGGGUAGUCCAGUUGCAGGGGUCCCUGCCUUUCUGGUGCUGGCUGUGACAGGCCUGCCUCCAGAUGAGGAGGCGUCUUUUAGUCACGUGACGCUACUGGGAGCUGACGGGGAGAGCCUCCAGUGGGUGAAGCUGAACUCCUCCUCCUCCUCCUCCUACUCUAUGGAGGAGCUGGUGGGAUGGGUGGACUCUAUUCCCAGAGUCCCCUUCUGUGUUCGACUAACAGGCCAAGACAGCAGAGGAAACAAGCUGGAGAGGGUUUCCACAGAGAUGGUUCAACCCACUCACAUUCAGAUACAGGUGUUGUCUGUCCCCCGCCUGGUACCUGGUCACAGCACAACGGUAGACUUUGAAAUCCUGAAUUAUGGCCCGGCCCGACUCCUCAGUCUAACAGCUGAUGAUGACUGUGGAUAUCUUCAGAACAGGAGCCCAUACAGGUUCCAUGUUGCAGAACAAGGAUCUUUCCGUGGUCAGGUGGACCUCUACACUCCCGUCACAGCUCAGGAAGGGGUGACUGUCACCCUUACACUCACUGUGCGCGCUCUUGACUCUCCGGACUCAAAUUACGCAGUGGCCUACUUGACUGUGGUCCCACCGGAAUCUGACACGUCCCCACCAUCCUGCUCUGCUGCACUUGUACAAUCUACCUGUCGGUCCAUUUGCAAUGAGUCUCACUGGAGUGUAUCUCUGGUUGUGACAGACAGGGGGCGCUCCGGCCUUGCUACCCUCCAGCUACAGGAGGGUGAAGGCAUUCUGACUUUGUUCCACAGCCCCCCACCCACAGAGGACAGCUUAGUAGAACCCCAGCCCGACCCUGAGUGGCAACAAGCACACAGGGACCAGACAACCAGUGGAGGGCACCACCUUCAUGAAAAUGCCAGAUUAGAGAAAGGAGACCCCCCUUUGAAUGUAUCUGAAUGGGUACUAGACACAUCUCAGCCACUGUGGGUGAGGUACGCAUCCAGCUGCUGCUCUGCUCAGGCAGAGCUGUUGGUGUGGGACAAAGCUGGAAAUAUGAAGCGCUGCCAACUAACAUCUGGCAAGCAAAGGCAGCUACAAGACAGGAGUACAGAAACCAGUGACGUGGGACGUAUUAAACUCACAGAUGUCUUUUUCUUGGUGUUGUGUCUGCUGUGGUCUUCUCUGCUUUAGGUCGAUGUGAUUACAACAAUUUUUUGCAGGUCAAACUAAUGUAUGUGUUGAUCACUGGAUCCCAGCAGCCCUCACAAAGAGCUACACAGAAAAAGAUUGAAGUUUAAAGUCUUUUAUUAAAGUUUAUUUUGGAAGCCACAGAGAAGGAGACUGAAA
Molecule: messenger RNA, 3746 nt
Organism: Larimichthys crocea (large yellow croaker)
Lineage: Eukaryota; Metazoa; Chordata; Actinopteri; Sciaenidae
Gene: vwa7
Product: von Willebrand factor A domain containing 7
Exons: 17
Coding region: 561-3590 (1009 amino acids)
Source: RefSeq, a predicted model, not a curated record